CUACCGAAGAAUUCCUAUGCCUCACGUCGCUCCGUGCUAAUAGCAAAGAGAAGUUUUCGUUUGCUUGCUAGCUUUCUGGUAACGCAAUUCAUUUUUAUCGCAACAUGGAUCCGUCAAUGGUACCACUUGCUCCAAAACCAGAUGGUAGCCCGCCAAACUUUAUGAGCGGUCCCUCAUUGGCCCCCGUCAACGUAUCUAUCGGAUCUAUUAUCAUUGCCUUGAGCGUGAUCAUUGUCACCUUGCGUCUCUAUGCCUCCUACAAAAACAUCGGACGUCUAUCCCUAGACGAUUGCUUUUGCCUCGGAUCAGAGAUAACAGUGCUGGUGUACUGGGGACUGCUGACUGCCAAUCUGGAAAGAGGUAUAGGAAGGCACGCUUGGGAUCUACCUGUAAGCGUAGUCUCGCCUUGGGUGCUAAAGAGGCAUGUGGUAUCUCAGUUUUUCGGUGCCACAGGCAACUGGCUCUCUAAAGCUUCUAUCUUGGCCUUUUUCAUCCGAGUAUUUGGCAGCGUUCGGUGGGUUAGAAUUGCCUGCUAUGCUCUCUUCGUCUUGCUUUCCAUGGGAGCAAUCACACACGCAGGCCUAUUCGCAGUGCUAUGCGUUCCGCAUGGCCACGAGGUUUGGAAUUUCAAGCUCAUGAUCAGAUGCGGUACAGGUGCGCCUGUGACUGUCGCCGUGGGCGUUUGCACACUGUUGAUCGACAUUGCCAUUUUUAUCCUACCUUUCCCUAUUAUUGCGAAUCUUAAUAUGGACAAGAAUAAGAAGCGCGGUCUGUUCAUCGUGUUUCUAAUAGGCUUUGCUAUCAUUGUUACAAGUACUGUUGGACUCGCUUAUAGAAUUAUUGUGUUGAACAGCACUGGCGACCCAACCUGGAAUGGAGCGAAUGUAUCUAUCACCGCAUAUGUAGACACUUUUGGAACAAUUAUUGUCAGCUGCGCACCAGGCGUGUAUAGUUGGUGGCUUAAAAUAUUCUCGCAGAGCAGGCUCUAUUCUUCUCUUCGAUCCAUGUCACUUCUCCGCCCCCGAAACUUUUCAGUAACAUCAAGAGAUUAUGUUUUAAAAGAAAGAGAAAAUAGCCCAGAAUGGAACCACCAAGAACAGUGCCAGUACAAAUUACCAGAAAUUGUCACAUCAUCUCCACAAGAGAAAGCACAUGAAGGAACCCAGGGAUAUGAAAGAAAUAUUAUUCCAGUGUCUACCGUUAUAACACAAACAAUUUCUGAUAGGGUUGAAAGCUAUAAAGAUAUCCAUCAGAUGCAAGAAUAUCCAUGGCAAUCAACUGAUACAAGAAACAACAGCACAAAGUAGCAGAUGCGUAUAGAGAUGCACUUCUAGAAGGGUCGCGGCGCAAAUCAUAGAAGGAUUAUCGAUGAG
This is a messenger RNA of Trichoderma asperellum CBS 433.97, 1373 nucleotides long. RefSeq lists its product as uncharacterized. NCBI's taxonomy places the organism in Eukaryota, Fungi, Ascomycota, Sordariomycetes, Hypocreales, Hypocreaceae. The record is from RefSeq and is a predicted model, not a curated record.